Molecule: messenger RNA, 6505 nt
Organism: Taeniopygia guttata (zebra finch)
Lineage: Eukaryota; Metazoa; Chordata; Aves; Passeriformes; Estrildidae
Gene: BCL2
Product: BCL2 apoptosis regulator
Biological process (GO): release of cytochrome c from mitochondria; negative regulation of apoptotic process; intrinsic apoptotic signaling pathway in response to DNA damage
Cellular component (GO): mitochondrial outer membrane
Molecular function (GO): BH domain binding
Source: RefSeq, a predicted model, not a curated record
UUUUUAAAUUUUGGGUGUGUGCGUGCGUGUGUGUGGAAGCAACGCGUUCCUGUCGGUGUCUGAAUGAAACUACGUAAAUGCAUAGUCUGUACGUUGCACUGGAGGGAAAACAGAGCACUUCUGCGAGAGCUUGGAUUCAAAUGUGGUUCAUCUGGUCUCCAGGAUUUUCCGUCUCUUUGGGGUUGUUCGCCUUCCCGGUCUGCGAGGCGGGAUUUUCUGAGCUUUGACACAUCUUUGGAGAUGUCUGUUAAACAGGAGUCUGGGAAAAACCAUUUGAAAUCGUAGAAAUUUUUUUUUUGCCCCGUUCCUACCCCCUUGUUGACUUGAAGCAUCAAAAGCAACCAGAACUUAACGCUUCUGAAGACUUGUGAUGUUUGGAUUUUAUUGUUGCUAUUUUUCUUUUAAAGGAAACUUGACAGAGGAACAUAUCUAUAGUCCAAGUAAGUACUUUACAGAGGAAACUUAGUUUGUGUAACAAAAAACCCCAAAUCCUAAUGUUGAGGUUUCUGUCAUAAAGUGCAUUGGAUUAACGUCCAUCCAAGGCUGCUUUAGCAAAUUGUGUUGAAUUGCAGUUUUUACAGUGUGUGUUCAUCUGCUCCUUCGUGUCCAUGGUAGUCCAGCACCUAGGGGAAAAUGCACCUGAUUUUGAAUCGGUAUAAUAUUUUUUAAGAUGUAUUUCAACACCGAGGAGGAAAUGGUCCUAAAGUAAAUUUAUAAUAAGUAAUAAAUGUGCACCUGGAAGUAAAGUAUUUACAGCAUUGUAAUCCCUAUUUAUGCCGUGCAUCUCAAACCAAGGAGGAAACACUGAGAAGACAAAAGUACCUCCGAGACCCCGAGAACUCCCCCACACCAGCAUGAAUGAAACCAUGUCCAAUACAAUAACUGGAUUAUAAUUUUUGGUGUUAAUAAUUUUAUUAUUAUUGGCUGCUUUACUUUUUUGGGUUCAUCCUGCUCCUCUUCUUCCUCUCUCCCUUCCUCUUGCUGCUUCCUCGUGGGAAUUAUGGCUCAUCCGGGGAGAAGAGGCUACGAUAACCGGGAGAUAGUGCUGAAGUACAUCCACUAUAAACUCUCUCAGAGGGGAUACGACUGGGCUGCCGGCGAGGACAGGGCAUCCCUGCCUCCAGAUCACUCCGCUUCUGCUGCUGCUGCGAUUGCUGCUGCUGCGAUUGCUGCUGCUGGGACUUCUGAUCACACUGGGCUGGUGUCUCCGCACCCCGAGCCCCCCGGCUCGGCUACUGCUAGCCACACGCCCCCAGCCGAGGGGCUGCGCCCUGCACCCCAGGCCGUCCACCUCGUCCUACGCCAGGCGGGGGAUGAGUUCUCCCGACGCUACCAGAGAGACUUUUCCCAAAUGUCUGGCCAGCUGCACCUGACGCCCUUUACAGCCAGGAGCCGCUUCGUGGCGGUGGUGGAGGAGCUCUUCCGAGAUGGGGUUAACUGGGGCAGAAUUGUGGCCUUCUUCGAGUUUGGCGGUGUGAUGUGUGUGGAGAGCGUCAACAGGGAGAUGUUUCCCCUCGUGGACAACAUUGCCACCUGGAUGACUGAGUACCUGAACCGGCACCUGCACAACUGGAUCCAGGACAACGGAGGCUGGUCACAGAGAGGGCAGCGUAAAAUAGCUGCGAGGCAAUUCCCGUACAGUAAAAUGGAAGUCUCUUUGGCUCUUCAUUCAAUACAAUGUGGCUCAAGAGGAUAUCCUGCCAAACCAAUGAUAACGAGGGAAAUAAAGUCACUUCCUCACCAGCUGUUUGAUUCAGGAUGCCUUUGUGGAGUUGUAUGGCAACAAUAUGAGGCCUUUGUUUGAUUUCUCCUGGAUCUCUCUGAAGACUAUCCUGAGUCUGGUUCUGGUGGGAGCUUGCAUCACUCUUGGCGCUUAUCUUGGACAUAAGUAGAGUCACCCAGUUUAUUGUGGAUUACAAAAGUCUUUCAAAACAACAAAAUAAUAUUUUUUUUUUCUGUAGCACAAUGAUAUUUUAUGAGCAAAGCAACUUCCCAGCGAAAGAUUAAAUCAGCUAUUACUGCCAAAGGAAAUAUCAUUUAUUUUUACAUUGCCGGAAAAUUAUUUAUUAAAAGAUAUUUACAUUUAACCUGCUAUUUUCAGAACCUCAGCAAGUUGUAUCUGUCAUCACAUUAUGUUCUUAUUCUUAACUUUAAUGAGCCCCAGAGUAUUUUACGUUCUUUUUUUUUUUUUUUUAAUUAAUGCCGCUGGCUGGAUUAUUUUAUCUCUGAAGAGCAAAUAUACUGACAAAGACCUACCUGCUUACACUUACAAGGGCAGUUACUUGAGCUGCUAAAAACUGCCAAAUUGUGUUGAAUUUCCUAGCAUUUUCCAUGAGGGAUCUGAAAGACAAGGUCAGCAUGAACAAAGUUCUCACCCUGUCCUGCUGGCAAGAACUGAUGUAAUAAACAAUUCAACAUGGUACAUAUGUGGAGUCAAGACAGAAACUUCUUGAAGGACACUCUGCUAUCCCUACAGGAGAACAGUUGGAAAUAUGAUUGCCUAUGCCUUUUAAACAUGUGUUUUUAAGUUACCAGCUGUGCCAUCACAUCGUAAUCACAAUACCCACACAAUACAUGUCAACUUUUUUUUUAACAGAAGUAUGAAGUUAAAUCUUUGGGGCUCGCAGGAAAUUGCUGUUCCAAUGAUUUUCUCAGCAGCAAAAUGUUUUUUGUGGCUACUGACACAGAAACAUCAGGAGACCUUAAGUGCCUGCUUCAACAGAGCAGAGCUGGAGUCUGAAGACCUGACCUGUGUCCCACUUUAGUGGGCUCAUAUCUGCAACUAAUCCUGCUUACUUACAGAGUUCCUCCGGGGGUUUGAAACCAAUUAGAUGUGGUCUCUAAAUCCCUGAAAGUUGAAAAAAAAAUCUUAAUUUUAUUUGGCAAAAAGCAGACCUCAGCUAAGUUACAGAUUAGCUCUGACUAUCCUUGUUUAUCAAACUGGACACCAAAAUCGAGUUCAUAUUCAUAACAGGAAAGGAAAGUGAGAUUUAUCAUCCUGCCCCUCGCCCUCAAAAUAUUUUCAUGCGAAUAGUCUCCUAAGACUAUCUACAGAAGAAAAGUUGAUGAAGAAACCCAAAAUCCUCUCUCUGGACAGAGACUCUUUGACACCUCUCUGAUGCAGGUGUCUACUGUCAUCUCAAGUGAAAAUAGGGUAAAGGAAAAGGGGGAGUGGGAGGCGUGAAGUCAUCUGCUCCUGUUACAAAAUGCAACGCAAGUAAAAUUAAUGCAGAGUACAUAACACAGUUUUAUAAACAGACCUGUGUUCAAAGUGGGGCUUUCUGUGAGCUCGACGGGGCCCGGAGUCCCCUGGAAACUGAAGACUCUGAAGUGUCGAGUCCCAGGGGCUGCUCUGAGGCAUGGAAAUGUCCAGCUUCAAAUGUUUUAAAUCCUGCGCUUCUAUUUUUUCUAUGAAGCUUUUUUGAAAUCUGGGAUUUGUGGGUAAAUGGAUGUCCAGAUAUAAAAGGAAAGUUUGCAAAGCUCUGGAUAAAAUGUACCGUACAAUACAUAAGUGCUCCAAGGGUGAAAAACACACAGUGAAUAAACUGUAGUUCCAACCUCAAGAUUUCAGCUGAAUAACUUUGUGGCAUUAUAUGCAAAAUAUCUCCAGUAACUCGGGAAUGUAAUAUGUUCAAUGUUAAGGCUGUAGUUGAUAUUGUGUCUUCAAAGCUGCUUUUAUGUUUGGUUGGGUUUUUUUUAAGAGUUGUACAUCUCAGCAUUUUUACUGCUAUUUAGUCGUGGCACCUACACUUUGUAUGAGCAAAGAUGGGGCAAGCUUACAUUUCAGAUUUGAAAUUACUUAAUUUUAUAGAAACAUAGAAAGGAAAUAUUUUUAAGAGGACAAAAAUGUGAACUAUUCUUGAUUAAAGGAAAAGGAAAAAUCCCACCAUCAAAUAGUACCUGCAGUGCUUUCAGAGUGCUUCUCUAAGGAGUGGGCAUGGUCAUGUAGGGGUUUUGUGAAAAAUAUUUCAAAUCAGAGGAACUGAGGAGUAUUGUGGAUUGAGUGUGGGCUUUGUUUUUUAUUUCAGCUUAAAAACUGAACUUGUUUGCAGCCAAUUGCACAACUUGAAUUGGCUGCUAUUGAGCUUAUGUUUCAUUUCACAAUCUAGUCUUCUUUUUGAUUUGUGCCCAUAUGCCCAUUAAAGUUUAUUAAUUAUUAGACCUCAAAUUGUUUCAACAUUGUUUGUUUUAUUAAAGGUUUACAUUGUCAAAAGUAGUUUAAAAUGUCGAUUCCAGUGCUGCUAUAAUACCAGGAUAAUUUGAAUGGGGUUUUGGUUUUUAAUACCUUCCAAUGGCUAAAGUUUUUUAAAGCUGCUUUAGAAAUAAUAUGAAGACAACACAUGAUACACAACUAAAUGAAUACUGAGGAUUUUGUGUUCCGUUGUGUCUACUCACUGGACUUCCCAGUGUAUUUGUUAGUAACAGGCAAAGAGAAGAGUCAUGAUGACUGUUGAUGAUUUUAUUUUAUUAAAGAGAUGAUGGAGUUUUCCCAUCCUGACUGCAGAAUAGUACAGUAUUGUGGCUGCAUUAGGUAUAAUGAUAGUUGAUAAUACAUUUAUUAAGAAAACAUUUAGAAACAUUGAAUGUAUAUAAAAGCUUGAACUUCUUAAAUAAAAUCCUCUCUUCUCACUCCUGCAUUUCUUUUGCAAUAAUUCCUGUCUUUCCUACUCUUCAUUACACUUCCAUGUAAGUUUUUUUUUCUCCACAAAAUGCCUUACAGAUUUCCAUGCUCAAAGACUACGCUUCAGUGAAAACCCAUCCUCUGUCAUUGUGUAUGCACAGACAUCUGACCACUCUCACCAUAUCCAAAUCAUAAAAGAAAAAAAAAAAUUAAAAAGAGGGACAUUUCUGAAGUGUUUAGGUGUAGAGAAUUAGAGGUCAAAAAGGAAGGAAGAGUGGAGGGAAAUAGAAGUGGAGGGAAAUAGAGAGAUCACUGAAACAUCUCCGUGGUAAGAGGAGUGCUACCUGGAAUUUGUUUAUCUUUCAUCCUUUCCAUUGAAAAAGGAUGCCAUAAGGUCAGAGAAAAAGCUUGCAGAGACCCCCCUAUUAUUAUUCACUAUAGAACUUUGUUAAUGCUGAAGGCAGUCUAUUUUAAAACAGCAAAUGCAUAGGCAUUGAAGAGAAGUACUGGGUUUUGCUAUAUUCAGCUUAGGUGUCUUUAAUUCUUUUUCAAUAAAUUUUUAAAGAAAAUAAUGAAGAAAAGUAUUUUGUUUCUGAAAAAAUAAUCUGUAGGAUCACCUGAGAUCUGUCAUAAAUAAGUAACUUAGGAACAAAUGAAAAAAUUGUGCAAAAGUAUUCUGAAAUUAGGGGUGAUAGAGAGGACAUUUCUUUAUGGAACAAGCACUGGAUCCACCAAAGGACUAAUGGGGCUGUCAAGGUAACAGUGGUAUAUAUAUAUAUAUACAGGUGAGAAAGGGAGCUGGAAGAUCUGAAGAAUGACACUGGUAUGUAAGAAAAUCUUCAGUUUCACAUGUUGUAGGAGUUCACUCAAGAUGAUCUGAAAAUAACUGUUAACUAAAAGCAGCUACAAAUGUGUGCACUACGUGGCUAUGAUUACUAAAAACUUGCAAUUACAAAAUUACAGGUAAAUUAUUAUCAAAUUAUCUAGUCUGUAAAAGUUCAUCAGUUGGCUGUUAUGAUUGGGAAUUAUAUAGCCUGCGUAGUUUUGCACUAAGAAGGAACAAUUAUGAAAAAAGAAGUCUGAAACUAGAUGUGCAAAGGCAACACAAAGGUGAUGCAGUCCAAAGAACACGGUCCCAGUCCCCCCAGUCCAUGCAGUCUCCCCAGCUGAGGCAGCAAGAGUUUGGACUGCAUGCUUUGACCUGAAGCAUGACACUGCUUAGCUAUGCACCUGCACUCCACUUCACAAACCUAUUGAUUAAAAGUAUCAUGAAGUAGCAUGUUUAAAGCCUUUCUUCUUUUUCCUCUCUCUAUCUCUGAACAAACUAGCAAAAUGAUUUAUUUCUAUUACAAGUUUAUGGCUCAGUACUAUAUGAAAAAUUACACAUAUUUUAAUUUAUGUGUAUAAAAUUUCUUUCUCAUUGCAAAAGCCCAGCUUUAUUUUACAUUUCUAUCUCUCUUUCCAACAAGGCUAAAUGCAAGGAAGACGAAAGAGCUAAUUUAAUCUGUAUUUGGUUUAAACCACACUUCUAUACUAAGUUAAUGCAGCUUCAUCACACAAUAAAUUUAUCUUCAAAAAGUAAUACAGCAUUAAGAGUUCCACACAAAAACUAUAUAUUUUUAUAAUUUAAAUAGCAGUUUUUUUCCUUUUCUUCUGAAUAUUUGAAUUUUAAUUAUCACCAGCAUAAAUGUACAUAAACAGAUAUUGUUUAUCCAGUACCUUUGGAUGAUGUAGGUAUGGUAAUGUAGUUUGUCAGUUUAUCAUCAUUUAAUAUGAUUAUGUUGUUCAUUGUCUUUAAAAUGUUAUAAGAACAUGCUGCCAUUAAACUUUCCAUGUCUGUCUAGUUUAUAUUGUGAAAAAAUAAUAAAAGCACACUGUGAGAUA